Acanthoscelides obtectus is the source of this 1847-nucleotide messenger RNA. The record is from the annotation of a GenBank genome assembly. Lineage: Eukaryota; Metazoa; Arthropoda; Insecta; Coleoptera; Chrysomelidae.
GCAUUCGACUAGUUGAUAGGUUCUUCGCUGUUAGUAACAUUGCGUUGUUGCUAUUUUGAAACAUUCUUAUCAUUUAAUAAUUUUUGAAGUGAAAUCACGUCCAGUUUUCGUCGUUUCAGAGCGUAUUUACGUUUUUAUCCAACAUUUGUCGUAAUCGCAACUAUAUUCUGAAGCAACUGGCAACGUUGCAAAUAGAAUUGAUUGAGGUUAUGCGUAAGUAAAGCGAUUUGUUUUAUGAUUUUCAAAUCUCCAAAUAUUCCUCAAAAACGAGAAUGGGCGAAAACGUAGUCGAAGCUAUUAAUGAACCUAUGGAUACUUCAAAAAAAGGCCGUGUUCGUAAAAAACAGCUGUACAACAGCAUUUUACAGCUGAUGGAAUUUUAUUUUAGCGAUGCCAAUCUUUCCAAAGAUAGAUUUUUGAUGCAGAUAUUGCAAAACGACCCUUAUGUUGAUAUAGAUAUCUUUUUGAAAUUUAACAAAAUCAGAAAACUGAAUUGCUCAGCGGAGGACAUCAAGAAAGCCAUAGGCAAAUCAGAACUCUUGGAGUUAUCCGAGGACAGAGAAAAAGUAAGGCGAAAAACAGAAGUGCAACAAAAAGAAAAUGUCGAUAAUUGCACGAUUUAUGUUGAAAAUAUUAAGCCUGACGCAACUCAUGAGUCGCUCAGCCAAAUUUUUUCAGAAUUUGGAAAGGUUGUGUAUGUAAGCAUUCCAAAAUAUAAGCAUAACAAAGCAAAUAAGGGAUUUGCUUUUAUAGAGUUUGAAAGUGAAAGCGAUGCCCAAAACACGUUGGAGUAUUUCCAAACUAUCGGUUGUACGAUGCCAUCAGAUACAGAACCCGAUAAACUGGUCAGCAUUCAGACUUUUGAAGAUAAUGAAAAAAUGGAUACAACUCAUAAGCAGAUGCAAGAAUGUAACGAUGAGGAAGAACCGAAAAAAAGGAAAUUUGAAGGAGACGGUGAAAGAAAACUUAAGAAACUCAAAACUGAGAGCGUGCAAGGUGAGACUGCGAAAGAAAAAUUUGAGGGAAAUGAAGAGAAGACUGAGAUAGAGGAAGAUAAGAAGGAUGGCAAAAAGAAGAAAAAACACAAAAAGGACAAAAAGAAGAAUCACAUCAAAGAGAUGGGAUUGCAGAUUUUAUCCAAGGUAGAAUGGAAAAAGAUGCGCAACAGAUAUUUGAACUUGCAGAGAAAGAAAAUGAAAGAACUAAAGCAGUAUCUACACAAGCAGUCACAUAAAGAUAAUAAAAAGGAAAAUUCUGCUAAAGAACAUACUGUGAAGGACAGUAGUAAAGCCAUAGUUGAAUUUGUACCUGGUAUAAUCAUUAAAGUGGUGUUGCCAGAACCUUGUCUAGAUGCCAAGAAAAUGAAGAGUGAAAUGAGAUGUACAUCAUCAGAUAUCAAGUUUGUUGAUGUGCCAAAUGCAAUGGAAAGCAAUGAAAUAUACUUAAGAUUCUCUAACAAUGAUGCUGCAAAAAAGUAUUUGACUGAUCAAAAGAAUGAAGAUCGUGAGUUGAUGGUAUUGCAAGGUGAUGAAGAAAAGCAAUAUUGGCAGAAAUUGAAGGAAGACAGAGAGCGUUUUGAGGAAAAGAAAAGUGGACAGCGACGACGAAAGCAAAGAGGAAGGGACAAGUUGAUAAGGAAGGCAGAACAAGAAGCUGCGAAACAUAUAUUUUUCGACGAUGGGGAUGCUUCUCUACCAGUUAUGUGAAAAUAUUGUCUUUAAGCCCGAGUUGGGCUGUUAUGUAAUAGAAUCUUAAAUUUUUGAAAGUAUGCAUUGAUUAUUCCCAAACAUUUUCCCUUCUUCAAUUCUGUUAAUAGCAAAUUAAACAAAAAUCGUUCACAAGGUUUA